AUGGUGUCCGAGAACUCAAUCCAACUGAAAUCGCAAGCGUCGCAAAUGAACAUGACGAUUGACUCCGUAGGAAACAGCACCAUCGCAGAUCGAGUUCCGGGUAAAAAUGAAAUAGAACACAAGCCGCGAUUCCUGGAAUUCACUUGUAGUCACGCUAAGGUUUUUCGCUAUGCUAUACUCGUGACCAAGGCUGUUAUUCCGAAAGCUUUCUGGGGAUGCGAGAAGAAUUUUGAGGUUUUUCAAAGCUGUAUGUGUGUUUAUCUCUCACAUGCUUAUAUUUGGCUGACACUCAUCAGAUCUUAA
Molecule: messenger RNA, 303 nt
Organism: Suillus fuscotomentosus
Lineage: Eukaryota; Fungi; Basidiomycota; Agaricomycetes; Boletales; Suillaceae
Exons: 2
Coding region: 1-303 (100 amino acids)
Source: RefSeq, a predicted model, not a curated record